Echinops telfairi (small Madagascar hedgehog) is the source of this 591-nucleotide messenger RNA. RefSeq names its product GTP-binding nuclear protein Ran-like. Lineage: Eukaryota; Metazoa; Chordata; Mammalia; Afrosoricida; Tenrecidae. The coding region runs from base 1 to 591 and encodes 196 amino acids. Gene Ontology annotation, molecular function: GTPase activity; GTP binding. The record is from RefSeq and is a predicted model, not a curated record. The transcript has a single exon. Gene Ontology annotation, cellular component: cytoplasm; nucleus. Gene Ontology annotation, biological process: ribosomal subunit export from nucleus; protein import into nucleus.
AUGGCCACCCAAGGAGAACCCCAAGUCCAGUUCAAACUCGUACUGGUGGGUGGUGGUGGUACUGGAAAAAUAACAUUUAUGAAACGUCACCUGACUGGUGAAUUUGAGAAGAAGUAUGUAGCUACCUUGGGCGUUGAGGUCCAUCCCCUUGUGUUCCAUCCUAACAGAGAACCUAUUAAAUUCAACGGGUGGGAUACAGCUGGUCAAGAAAAAUGUGGAGGACUGAGAGAUGGCUAUUAUAUUCAAGCCCAGUGCGCCAUUGUAAUGUUCGAUGUAACCCCUAAGGUUGCUUACAAGAAUGUGCCUGACUGGCAUAGGGAUCCAGUUCGAGUAUGUGAUAACAUACCCAUCGUGCUGUGUGGCAACAAAGUGGGUAUUAAGGACAGGAAAGUUAAGGCAACAUCCAUUGUCUUCCACCGAAAUAAGAACCUUCAGUACUGUGCCAUUUCUGCCACCAGUCACUGCCACUCUGACAAGCCCUUCCUUGGGCUUGCUGGAACACUCACUGGCGAUCCGAACUUGGGGUUUGUGGCCACGCCUGCUCUUGCCCCACCAGAGGUUGUUAGGGACCCGGCUUUGGCAGCCCAGUAG